AUGGAUCCUAAUCAAUUUCAUUAUCAACAAGCUAUGUUCAAUUUCAUGCAAAAUUAUCAAAAUCAUAAUCCUCAAAAUUCUCAAAUUCCAUCGAUGCCAACAAACCCCGCCAUAUUUUUUCCAUCACCAAACAAUCCAAAUAUGUAUCAUAUACCUCAAAUGAAUUCUAAUAGUAUGGAAUUUUCUACCCAAGUUCCACCAUUUUCUACUCAAGAUCCAAUUGUGGGAGUUGAUCAAAAGGCUGAGAGUUUUUGGUUAAGAAUAGCUGCCAAUUAUAACCAGUAUCAUGGGCAAUCGCGGGAAAAGUUAGGGGGGAAAUUAAAAUGUCGAUGGCAUAGAAUAAAUGGUUUGGUUCAAAAAUUUGUUGGGUGUUACAAACAAGCUGUUAAUGGAAAGAAAAGUGGGACAUCAGAUAACGAUAUCAUGGCCUCUGCACAUGCUUUUUUUGCUCAGGAUGAAGGUACAACAUUCAAUCUUGAGUACGCAUGGCGAUUGUUAAAAGAUGAACCUAAAUGGAUGGGAGAAUCGAUUGGAAAUUCUUCAAAAGUAACAAAGACUUCUGCUAGUGGGGCAUCAUCGGCUAACUCAGAUACACCUUCAAGUUACGAGUUUAACUCAUCAUCACCAAUGGAGCGUCCAAUGGGACAAAAAGCAGCAAAAAGGAAGGGUAAGGCAAAGGAAAUUCCAAAUGCAACACAAGAUGCAAGGAAUAAAAGAGCAGCAGCAAUGGAAAGACUAGCUAAAAGUAAGGAGGACGAGCUAGAAUUAAAGGCAAUGCAAAUCAUCAUGAAAGACACUUCUACUAUGAGUGAUAGUCAACGAGAUAUUCAUGAAAAAUAUUGUAAUAAGAUGAAAAAAAAAAUGGAUUGUAGUUAG
This is a messenger RNA of Vicia faba (fava bean), 876 nucleotides long. Lineage: Eukaryota; Viridiplantae; Streptophyta; Magnoliopsida; Fabales; Fabaceae. The record is from the annotation of a GenBank genome assembly.